AUGGCUGAACGACUUCCACCCACGCCAUUCGAACUCCUUCAUAUGGUGACUGAGUUACAGCAAGCCAACCAGCGCAUGACCGAGGAGAACCAAAGAAUGGCACGGCAAAUUGCCAACUUGAAUAACACCCGAAUCGAAAACAACAAUGAUCGGCAAGAACGAACAGAAGAAGCCGAGCAGCAGUCAGGGCCAACACAUGUCUCAGACACUGCUCAGCAUGAAGAGGAGCAACCCGAGCAUAAUGAGGAAGCUCGGCAAGACAACGAGAAUGACGAUCAGGAAAGCUCCCCUGGACCAUUCAUGGCCGAGGUGAUGAACUUCGUGCUACCCCGGAGGUUUACUCUGCCGACCACCCUAACUCCCUAUGAUGGGUUAGGUGACCCGAAGAAAUACAUCAAGAAUUUCACCUCCAUAAUGAUAGUAAACGGUGCAUCUGAUAAAGUUUUAUGUCGUUGCUUUCCAUCUUACUUGGACGGUCCUGCACUUGAUUGGUUUUGUUCUUUGCCUGCAGGUUCUAUUUCUCGAUUUCGAGACAUAUCAAAGCCCUUUGAGGAGCACUUUGCCGGAUCGGCCAUCUACCUACAUGACUCCGAUUACCUGAACACAAUCAAGCAAGGCCAGCACGAAAGCCUUAAGGACUACAUGACGUGCUUCACAAAGAUAGCCAUAAGUAUACCCGACCUCCACCCCAAGGUGGAACUACACGCCAUAAAAAGCGGAUCGCGACCAGGAAAAUUCCAGGAAACUAUUGCUGUGGCCAAACCUAAGACUAUGGCCGAGUUUCGCGAAAAGGCAAAAGGACAGAUCGACAUCGAGGAACUCCGGCAAGCUCAAAAAACAGAAAAGUCUCACUACAGAGAUGACGACAGACCUCGAGACAAAAAGAAGAACUUCAAACCGACUUCGCGAUAUGAGUCCUACACUCAAUUCAACACUAAGCACGACGAUAUCAUCAAGGAAAUCUUGAAUUCAAAAUUAAUCAAGCCACCAAGAAGAGCCGGCAGUUACCCAGAUUCAAAAGGCACGGACCGAUCAAAAUACUGCUCUUUCCACCAGAAGCACGGACACACUACCGACGACUGUGUUAUCGCCAAAGAUUUACUGGAGCGACUAGCUCGGCAAGGUCACCUGGAUAAAUAUAUCGGCGGCCACAUACAGCGGCGAACACCCCCUUUGGAGACCAAAGCUCGGCCACACAACACGACCGAGAUAAAGACCGACCAAACAACAACCAUCCUGAACAACCAACACGUAUAA
Messenger RNA from Arachis ipaensis, 1257 nucleotides. RefSeq lists its product as uncharacterized. The record is from RefSeq and is a predicted model, not a curated record. Lineage: Eukaryota; Viridiplantae; Streptophyta; Magnoliopsida; Fabales; Fabaceae.